AUGGCGGCGGCGGUGAGGGUGGAGAAGGCGACGAGCGACCUGCUGCUGGGGCCCGACUGGAGCCUCAACAUCGACAUCUGCGACGGCGCCAACUCCGAUCACGGGCAAGCAAAGGAGGUGAUUAAAACUGUGAAGAAGCGUCUUCAACACAAGAAUUCAUCGGUUCAAUCUCUUGCAUUGACGCUGUUGGAGACUCUGGUGAAAAAUUGUGGGGAUCAUGUGCAUUUUCUGGUUGUAGAGCGCGGUAUAUUGCCAGAAAUGGUCAAACUUGCCAAGAAAAAGGCAAAUGUGCAAGUGAGGGACAAAAUUUUGACACUCCUUGAUUCUUGGCAAGAAGCAUUUGGUGGGCCUGGUGGGAAGCACCCUCAGUUCUACUGGGCAUAUUCUGAACUUAAGCAAUCUGGUUUAGAAUUUCCUAGGCGCUCACCUGAGGCAGCAACAAUAUUCGCCCCUCACCUUCAACCAGGGAUCGGGAGUCCAGUCAAUUCGUCCUUGAGAGCUGAUGGGAUGAUUUCAUCAAGUGGCUCUCCUCUGAGUUUGUCAGACCUGCAACGCAUUUUAAGUGCCGCGGAGCUACUAAGUGAGAUGCUGAGAGAAGUAGAUCCAAAUGAUCAUGAGGCUGUGAAUGAUGAAAUUAUCGCGGAACUUGUGAACCAAUGCCGAUCAUACCAGAAAAAGAUCAUGAGUUUGGUUAGUUCAGUGAGUGAUGAGGACCUCUUGAGCCAAAGUCUCGACUUAAACGACAGAUUGCAAAUUCUGCUUUCCAAACACGAUGCAAUUGCAUCAGGUUCCCCUCUACCGGGUGAAGAAACGGAUGUGUUGAGUGAAUUGCCCAGAGGGAUCACUACACCCCCUGCAGUAACAGUUGUUCCAGAAACUGCCAUUGUACCAACUUUUGUCUUGGAUGAUGAAGAGGAAGAGGAGGAAGAUGAUGAGUUCUCUCAGUUAGCUCGCAGGUCGAAUUCGAGAUUCAGGUCAGCAAAUGACAAGAGCGCCUCUUCAGGCGUAGGCGCAUCAUCGUCGUCCACGCAGGAUGGAACAGCAAGCUCAGCAGCUUCUGUGACCACUACAGCAUCACCAUCUACUUCAAGCAGUGCAUUAGCAUUGCCUGAUCAUCUAGCUCCUAUAAGGACUUCUCCAGAAGACAAGAUUAUGAGCGACCUCCUUGCGCUCACCAUAGUGUCAAGCCCAUCACCUGAACCUGCCUUGCAUCCUGGUGGUUCCCCAACCAGCUAUCAUCCACAGCCUCAUUAUGUAGACCCAGAGCAAACAGCUGCAGCGCACAAUAGCUACGUCGCUCCUUGGGCUCAGCAUCAACCUCAAACUGCACCCAUUAAGCAGCAGCAGCAGCCACCACCUCAACCUCAACCACAAUUUCCUUACAACCCAUCUCCUUACCCGCCACCACCAUGGGCCCCACAGGACAACACCGAGUCAAACCCUUUCGUGGCAUCUUCGUCGCAGCAUCUUUCUACCUCCAGCUCGUCUCUUAAAGUACCGCUGAACAUGAGGCCCCUACAGCAAUCGCAAUCUUUUGGCGUACCGCUUCGAAGUGCCGCGUCAGAUUCACCGACAAACAAGAGCCUGAAGCAACCAAUGUCUGCAGGGUCUCGCAGGCCGUCUUAUGUUCCUUCUAACAAGUUCUUUGAUGAUCUGCUCGAGAGAAAUGCGGAUGGCACUCUGAAAACGGGCAGCACGGUAAUUGGAGGAAUGUCCAGUCCAUACAAACCGUAG
Triticum turgidum subsp. durum (durum wheat) is the source of this 1734-nucleotide messenger RNA. The record is from the annotation of a GenBank genome assembly. Lineage: Eukaryota; Viridiplantae; Streptophyta; Magnoliopsida; Poales; Poaceae.